UUGUUUCCUUCCGUGUGUUCAUUAGGGUUAUUGUAGAGAGGCUGCACGUUAUCAUGUCUACGUUAACAAUUCGGCCCUUUGCAUCGACGGUGCGCGGCCAUAGCGGAGCUCCGCUGCGACCAGCAAAGUUCACACGUAUCGCUCUGCUGCCUGUUGCGUCCAGUAAAGGCUUUGGAGAUCCAAAGAAAGAUGCGGCAGUCAAACCGACCCAACAGGCCCAGCAGCAACGGCAAGCAGCCACUGCCGUGCAAAGCCCCCCUCCUGCCCCAACAACAACCCCAGCGGCAGCCUCCUCUCCUCGAGCUCGCGUAGCCCGGGAAACACCGCAGGUUGUUGUGGACCGCAUAUUCCGGCGCAUCCUGGUGUGUUCGGGGCUGCCGGUGUUUACUGGGAUGGCGCUCUUCCCCGUCUUCUACUGGUUGCGGGUGGUCCAAGACAUCGAGUACCCGCUGUGGAUCGUGUACAUCGCACAGCUCCUCACCUUUGGCGGCGGUCUGGCGGGCAUCACCUACGGCGCGCUGUCAGCCUCGUGGGACCCGUCACGCGAGGGCAGUGUGCUGGGCUGGAGGGAGCUGCAGGCCAACCUGUCCAUCGUUAUGAACAACCGCAACAACAAGGUGGAGCCUUGAGACGGUUAAGAGAGGGGGGCAGUGUAUGGUUCUUAGGUUUGGACGCGACCGUGUUUUGGGUUUUAGAGGGCCUGCCUGUGUUUUCUGAUCGGUGGGAUCGAAGAGGGCCUCUUCGGUGGCGCGAGACUGUUGGUGUUUCGGUUCAUUGGAUAAAACAAUUUUGACUAAGUGAAGGGAGAGUCCUGGGAGAGUCCUGGGAGCGAGAUUACACUUGAUGGGCUAUGUGGGAAUGUUAGAGAGGGAUCGAACCUAGCAGCGUAGUUACACGGUACACGUGUAGGAAGAAGAGGGGCAUUACCUGUAGAGCGAAGAGACACAAUUAUAGCAGGUAUAAGUGGGUAAAGCGGUGAAGUGGUUUGCUGAAGUACACCUUCAGGCGCUUGAGGCUUGAGCAGGCUGGCAUACAGUAUGUGCGGCUGGAGCCGUACUGGUGCUACAUGAAGAGGGUUGUAGGAGUGUACGAAUGUAUUGGAAAUGGUGCGUACAGCAGCACCACACAUGUGCCAUGUACAUUACCGGCAAUGUGUAUUCACGGAGUCGAGUGAAAAAUGUAUGCCAUGCUUCCGACCCACCAUCGCACCAUGAACCAACGUGCUUCAUGGUGUUUAGUAGUGGUAGCCAAGGGCUUUUCAUUGCUUCUCAUACCUUUCUCG
Molecule: messenger RNA, 1282 nt
Organism: Astrephomene gubernaculifera
Lineage: Eukaryota; Viridiplantae; Chlorophyta; Chlorophyceae; Chlamydomonadales; Astrephomenaceae
Source: the annotation of a GenBank genome assembly